Scaptodrosophila lebanonensis is the source of this 1470-nucleotide messenger RNA. It is a transcript of the gene Cdk8, whose product is annotated as cyclin-dependent kinase 8. Lineage: Eukaryota; Metazoa; Arthropoda; Insecta; Diptera; Drosophilidae. Gene Ontology annotation, biological process: protein phosphorylation. Gene Ontology annotation, molecular function: ATP binding; RNA polymerase II CTD heptapeptide repeat kinase activity; cyclin-dependent protein serine/threonine kinase activity. The coding region runs from base 1 to 1374 and encodes 457 amino acids. The record is from RefSeq and is a predicted model, not a curated record. Gene Ontology annotation, cellular component: mediator complex; nucleus. The transcript is spliced from 2 exons.
AUGGACUACGAUUUUAAAAUGAAAACUCAAAUGGAGCGCACGAAAGUGGAGGAUCUGUUCAACUACGAGGGCUGUAAAGUGGGGCGCGGCACCUACGGCCAUGUAUACAAAGCUAAAUGGAAAGAGACGAGUGACGGGAAGGAAUAUGCCCUUAAACAAAUUGACGGCACUGGUCUGUCAAUGUCCGCUUGCCGUGAAAUUGCGUUACUAAGAGAACUGAAGCACCAGAAUGUUAUAACGCUGAUUCGGGUAUUCCUGUCGCAUAACGAUCGGAAGGUGUUCCUGCUGAUAGACUAUGCCGAGCAUGAUUUGUGGCACAUCAUCAAGUUCCAUCGCGCCGCCAAAGCUACAAAGAAGCAGGUUAUUGUGCCCCGUGGCAUGGUGAAGAGUUUGUUGUAUCAGAUUCUUGACGGUAUUCAUUAUCUGCAUAGCAAUUGGGUGCUGCAUCGCGAUCUGAAGCCGGCUAACAUUCUGGUGAUGGGCGAUGGAAAUGAGCGAGGGCGUGUCAAGAUUGCAGAUAUGGGAUUUGCGCGUCUUUUUAAUGCACCACUCAAGCCGCUGGCCGAUUUGGACCCUGUGGUGGUGACAUUCUGGUAUCGUGCGCCGGAAUUGCUGCUUGGUGCACGUCACUACACAAAGGCCAUAGACAUUUGGGCUAUUGGCUGCAUUUUUGCCGAGCUCUUGACUUCAGAGCCAAUCUUUCACUGCCGCCAGGAGGACAUUAAGACGAGCAAUCCGUAUCAUCACGAUCAGUUGGAUCGAAUUUUCAAUGUGAUGGGUUUUCCACAGGACAAGGACUGGGAAGAUAUUAAGAAAAUGCCCGAGCACCACACGCUCACAAAGGACUUCAAACGUUCCACAUACUCGGCCUGCUCGCUCGCCAAAUAUAUGGAGCGUCACAAAAUCAAGCCGGAUAGCAAGGCAUUCCAUCUGCUACAAAAGUUGCUGCUUAUGGAUCCCAAUAAGCGCAUCACCUCCGAGCAGGCCAUGCAGGAUCAAUACUUUCAGGAGGAACCGGUGCCAACGCAGGAUGUCUUCGCCGGCUGCCCCAUACCAUAUCCGAAGCGCGAGUUUCUCACAGACGACGAUCAGGAGGACAAAUCCGAUAAUAAGCGACAGCAACAGCAGCAGCAGCAGCAACAACAGCAGCAACAGCAACAACAACAGCAGCAGCAACAACAGCAACAACAACAGAUGAAUCAAACGAACAUUAAUCAGAAUAUCAACAAUGAGCCAAAUGCGAAGCGUGUCCGCUUGUCCGGCUCCAUUAAUCAGGGGGGAAAUCAGCAGCAGGAUUUCCAUCAUCAGCAACAGCAACAAUCGCAACAAAUGCUGUUCAAUCAGCAACAAAAUUUUCAGCAGCGCUUUAACUGAUUAGACUGAGUUAUGAAACGCAUUUCCAUUUUCAUACAAAAUAUUGCUUGGUAUUCUAAGUUGGUAACUAAAUUAUAAAAACAAAACUGAUAACAA